Molecule: messenger RNA, 3288 nt
Organism: Camellia sinensis
Lineage: Eukaryota; Viridiplantae; Streptophyta; Magnoliopsida; Ericales; Theaceae
Product: putative alpha,alpha-trehalose-phosphate synthase [UDP-forming] 9
Biological process (GO): trehalose biosynthetic process
Cellular component (GO): cytosol
Molecular function (GO): trehalose-phosphatase activity
Source: RefSeq, a predicted model, not a curated record
CUAAACUACACAUAUAUAUAUAUCCUGAUCCAUCCUUUCCUAUUCUUCGCUUCCGUUGAACAUCGAACCAAACCUCUUUCUCCUCCUACUUUCAACGCUCUUCGCCGUCGCAAAUCAUCACCACAACGCUUUUUCCGGCCACCGGAGCUCUCGCCGGUGUUGUAGGUUUUUUUACCAGUACCUGUAUGCCUAGAAAAUUUUCUACUGGUCAUGGCAUCAAGAUCAUGCACAAACUUAUUGGAUUUGGCUUCUGGGGACCUACUUGAUAUCCCUCAAACUCCUAGAUCUCUUCCAAGGGUAAUGACUGUACCUGGAAUUAUCUCUGACGUGGAUGCUGAUUCCGAUGGGACUUCAUCAGUUUGUCGUGAGAGGAAAAUUAUAGUAUCAAAUAUGCUUCCUUUGCAUGCUCAAUGGGAUGCAGAAACUGCCAAAUGGUGCUUCAGCUGGGAUGAGGAUUUACUGCUAUUACAAUUGAAGGAUGGCUUUUCACCUGAGACUGAGGUUAUAUAUGUGGGUUCCCUCAAGGUUGACAUAGAUGCCAGUGAACAGGAAGAAGUUGCCCAGAAACUUCUUGACAAUUUUAAUUGCGUUCCCACCUUCCUACCCCAUGACCUUCAGGAAAAGUUCUAUCAUGGUUUCUGCAAACAGCAACUAUGGCCUCUAUUUCAUUACAUGCUACCUAUGUGCCCAGAGCAUGGUGACCGCUUUGAUCGCCAAUUUUGGCAGGCCUAUGUGUCUGCAAAUAAAAUAUUUGCAGAUAAAGUUAUGGAAAUAAUUAAUCCUGAAGAUGAUUAUGUUUGGGUUCAUGAUUAUCACCUCAUGGUUCUCCCUACUUUCUUGAGGAAGUGCUACAAUCGUGUCAAGCUAGGAUUCUUUCUGCACAGUCCAUUCCCUUCAUCUGAAAUUUAUCGAACUCUACCUGUUAGAGAUGAAAUUCUGAAAGGAUUACUGAAUUGUGAUUUAAUUGGUUUUCAUACAUUUGAUUAUGCCCGUCACUUCCUGUCAUGCUGCAGUAGAAUGCUAGGUCUGAAUUAUGAAUCUAAGCGAGGAUAUAUUGGGCUUGAUUACUUCGGUCGUACAGUGUUCAUUAAGAUUCUGCCUGUGGGUAUUCAUAUGGGUCAACUUGAAUCUGCACUGAGUCUUUCUUCUACAUCUAUCAGAGUCAGAGAGAUUCAGGAGCAGUUUAAGGGGAAAAAGGUGAUUAUUGGUGUUGAUGACAUGGACAUAUUCAAAGGCAUCAGUCUGAAACUACUAGCAUUUGAACUGCUCUUGCAGCAGCAUCAGGAGUUGAAGGGUCAAUUAGUCUUGGUUCAAAUAGUAAACCCUGCUAGGAGCUCAGGAAAAGAUGUGCAGGAAGCAAAAAGAGAAACAUAUUCGACUGCCAAAAGGAUCAAUGAUGUUUAUGGAUCUCCUGAUUAUGAGCCAGUAAUUUUGAUCGAUCGUCCCGUUGCUCGUUAUGAAAAGACUGCCUAUUAUGCUGUGGCGGAAUGUUGUAUUGUGAAUGCAGUGCGUGACGGUAUGAACUUAGUUCCUUACAAGUAUAUAGUUUGCAGGCAGGGCUCACCAGAAACGGAUAAAGCCGUGGGUAUGAAGACAGAUUCGCCUCGCACAAGCAUGCUUGUUGUGUCUGAGUUUGUAGGCUGUUCACCUUCUCUAAGUGGAGCAAUUAGGGUUAACCCAUGGGAUAUUGAUUCUGUGGCUGAGGCUAUGAAUUUGGCAAUCACAAUGCCUGAUUCUGAGAAGCACUUGCGGCACGAUAAGCAUUAUCGAUAUGUUAGUUCUCAUGAUGUGGCCUAUUGGGCUCGCAGCUUUGUGCAGGAUUUGGAGAGAGCAUGCAAAGAUCACUACAGUAAGCGCUGCUGGGGAAUUGGUUUGGGACUGGGCUUCAGGGUUCUUUCACUUUCUCCAAGUUUUAGAAAGUUGUCUAUUGACCACAUUGUCUCGGCAUAUAAAAGGGCAAAGAGAAGGGCUAUAUUUCUGGACUAUGAUGGUACUGUUGUUCCUCAAAGCUGUAUUAUUAAAAGCCCCAGCCCUGAACUUACUACUGUUCUCAAUACUCUAUGCAACGACCCAAAGAACACAGUCUUUAUUGUUAGCGGGAGGGGAAGAAGUUCACUGAGUGAGUGGCUUGCUCCAUGUGAGAGGCUGGGAAUAGCUGCUGAACAUGGGUACUUCAUUAGGUGGAAUAAAAACUCUGACUGGGAAUCCUGUCCCUCGACUGCAGACCUCGAUUGGAAGGAAAUUGUGGAACCUGUAAUGAAGUUAUACACUGAGGCAACUGAUGGCUCUAACAUUGAAAUUAAAGAGAGUGCACUAGUGUGGCACCAUCAAGAUGCAGACCCUGACUUUGGAUCUUGCCAAGCCAAAGAAAUGUUGGGCCAUUUGGAAAAUGUACUUGCAAAUGAACCAGCUGUUGUCUGCAGUGGCCAACAUAUUGUUGAAGUCAAGCCACAAGGACUAAGCAAAGGGUUGGUUGCAGAGAAGGUUCUCUCAACAAUGGUUAAUUGUGGGGAUCCACCAGACUUUGUGAUGUGUAUUGGGGAUGAUAGAUCAGAUGAAGACAUGUUUGCGAGCAUAUUAAGUACAGUUGCUCGGCCAUCCUUGCGUGUAGCUCCUGAGAUAUUUGCCUGUACUGUUGGGCAAAAGCCAAGCAAGGCCAAAUAUUAUCUUGAUGAUGCUGCUGAUGUGGUGCGAUUGCUUCAAGGCCUUGCAAAUGCUUCAAGUCCAAAACCUAUGCGUAUUGCCCAAUUCCAUGUUUCUUUUGAUAGCGUGUUUUGAGUUGAACAGCGGAGUAAUGACAGAUGAUUUUGCAUUACCUGGAAGAUUCCCUUUUAUAGAUCGAAAAAAGGUAUUGCCUUUUUUUUUUCUCUCUUCCUUUUUCUAAAUUUAAUCUGAUGCAUGGUGUUGAACCUUGGCCUUGAUGGUGAGUUUUUUGGAUCAAUAUGGAGGGACACCAACAGAAUUGCCGGUGUAUGAAGCUUAUUCAAGUAAAUCACCUUUUUCCGAGUACAGUUUUGUGACCAUUACUGGUUAGAAGGCAGCGUUCAAUUGUAUAGGUAACGAUGUUUUUUCUUUUUCUAAUGCACCAAUAUCAGAUUGAUCAAAAACUCUUUCUUUCUUUUUUUCCUUUUGAGAACUGUUAAUCAUAUGAAAUUAUGUUUAAAAAUAUGGUUAUUGAAUUCUUCAAAAUGGCUGAAGAAUGUUAAUGACAUGUCCUUGUAAAUACUAAUAUUCAUAUUUUUUCUGUUUGAUUACUUAAAUUCUGUUUAGGCCUGAUUUGAUGUUCAA